This is a messenger RNA of Theobroma umbraticum, 1126 nucleotides long. RefSeq names its product glutathione S-transferase zeta class-like. NCBI's taxonomy places the organism in Eukaryota, Viridiplantae, Streptophyta, Magnoliopsida, Malvales, Malvaceae. Gene Ontology annotation, biological process: glutathione metabolic process; L-phenylalanine catabolic process. The record is from RefSeq and is a predicted model, not a curated record. Gene Ontology annotation, cellular component: cytoplasm. Gene Ontology annotation, molecular function: glutathione transferase activity; maleylacetoacetate isomerase activity.
CUGGAGUUGUGUUUCGGCAGUUUGGCAUUUCUCCUCUUAUAAAAACAAGACAAAAGGGGAGAAAAGAUCAGGUUGGAGUGUUGAGUGUUGACCUUUGAUUGCAGCAAAAACAUGGCACAUGAGGAGAAGAAACUGAAGCUCUAUUCUUACUGGAGGAGCUCCUGCUCCUGUCGUAUCCGGAUUGCCCUUAACCUCAAAGGUCUGGAGUACCAGUACAUACCCGUUAACUUGUUCAAGGGGGAGCAAUUCAGUCCUGAAUUUCAAAAGCUGAAUCCCAUUGGGUAUGUGCCGGUGCUGGUGGAUGGUGACAUUGUCAUUUCAGACUCUUUUGCCAUUUUCAUGUAUCUGGAGGAGAAAUACCCUCAACGUUCGCUGUUGCCAUCUGAUCUUCAAAAAAAGGCACUCAAUUUCCAGGCUGCAAAUAUUGUUUGCUCAAGCAUACAGCCUCUUCAGAAUCUAGCUGUACUGAAGUACAUUGAAGAAAAAGUAAGUCCAGAUGAGAAAAUUCCUUGGGCAAAACGCCAUAUUGAGAAGGGCUUUGACGCACUUGAGAAGCUGUUAAAGGACCAUGCUGGAAGAUAUGCAACUGGAGAUGAAGUUUUCAUGGCUGAUCUGUUUCUAGCACCACAGCUUCAUGCUGGGAUUAAAAGAUUCAAUGUUGACAUGGCUAAAUUCCCACUUUUAUCUAGGUUGAAUGAAGCAUAUAGCGAGCUACCUCAUUUCCAAAAUGCUAUGCCAGAGAACCAGCCAGAUGCUCCCUCGGCAUAGGGCACUUGUUAAACUAGUAACUUGAUGAGGUCCAUGAAUAAUGCUGAAUGGUCCAUCUGUUUGGUGGCUGGGAAUCUGGAACAUUAUAGUGUUUCAAUUGGUUUUUUCUUUAUAAAUAUCAGUUUCUGCUUAUGAUUACUCCACCUCCCUGUUGCUGGAAGGGGGAAGUUGUGGAAAACAGUGUUGGAUAAAGUCAAAUGGCCAUUGCUUAAACUGUUAAAUCCAAACUCGGUUUGGCAUUUGAUGAUUCUGUAUGACCAAUUAUGUGUUUAUUUUCCUUUCAGAAAUCUGAUCAAGAUGAUCAACUAUUUUCACUUAGAGGAGAUGCUUUAUUAAUAAAACAAAAGAAGUUACGAGA